Molecule: messenger RNA, 987 nt
Organism: Didymodactylos carnosus
Lineage: Eukaryota; Metazoa; Rotifera; Eurotatoria; Philodinida; Philodinidae
Source: the annotation of a GenBank genome assembly
AUGUCUAAUGUAACUGAUCAAAAUAGUACUGUUAUUAAUGAUAUACCAUUUGGUUAUUUAAUCUGUCAUAUUUUUACAUUGCUUAGUCUGUCUGUUGGUAUUCUUAUAUCAUCUAUGACUUUAUGUAUUCUUAUUUUCUAUCGCCGUUCAUACUUUGAUGUAGCUACUUUACUUACAUGUAAUACGUGUGUAGCAAAUCUUUUAUUGUGCGUAACUAUUGGUGAUCUAAUUUUAUCUGGUUUAUAUGGCGAUAGGUAUUUGGGAUCGGUAAACAUUGUUACACCACCUAACCGAUGGUGUAUAACACGAUAUGUUUUAAUGUGCGGUUUUAUUGCUUCAUUUUAUCAUUCAUAUAUAUUACAAGCUGCCAAUCGUGUAUUCCGUGUUAUAUUUUAUCGACAUAAAUUUUUGCAAAAUUAUUUAUUAUAUUUAAUAACUAUAUCGAUCCAAUGGUUUAUUUCAUUUUUAAUUAUCAUGCCAGUAUUAUUUUGGAAUGUAAUUUUAUAUUUAGAAAAUGAACAUUAUUGUCAGGCACCAUUAUCAUCUAAUUCAACAUUUUAUACAGCAUUUACAAUUUACUUUAUUCCAUUAUUAAUUAUGAUACCUAUGUAUAUUUGGAUAUGGUUACAUAUUCGUCGAUCAACAUCAAAUACAUUAAGAAAACAACAAAAUUUAAGAGACUUUUUAGUAUUGAAACGUUUAAUUAUUCAAAUGAGUGUAUUAAUUAGUGUUGGUUUUCCAAUAAUGGCUAUAUGGAUUGUUUAUUUAAUAACUGGUUAUUUACAUCCAUAUACACAUCGUAUUCAGUGGUUAACUGUAUCGUUUGGUUUAGCAUGUAUAAGUGUAAUGAUCAUUCUUUUAACACCAAAUUUAAAAAAUGUACUCUGUAAUAUUAUUAAAAGUGUAACUAGAUUACAAACAAAUCGAAUUAUUCCAGCAGGAGAGAUAAUGAACCAAACACGAAACUCUGCUACAAAUCUUUGUUAG